Messenger RNA from Rhinolophus ferrumequinum (greater horseshoe bat), 807 nucleotides. It is a transcript of the gene TAC3, whose product is annotated as tachykinin precursor 3. Gene Ontology annotation, biological process: positive regulation of blood pressure; tachykinin receptor signaling pathway. Bases 175 to 588 code for a protein of 137 amino acids. The record is from RefSeq and is a predicted model, not a curated record. The transcript has 8 exons. NCBI's taxonomy places the organism in Eukaryota, Metazoa, Chordata, Mammalia, Chiroptera, Rhinolophidae.
GGAGCUUGGGCGGAGAUCCUGCCACAUUCCCAGAUCCCCUCCAUUCCCCCCGCUUCUCUCUUCACAGCAGCACCAGCUUCACCAGCUUUUGUGGGGAGCAGGCAGUGCUCCCGGCCAGCUCCCUGAUCCUGCUAAACCAUCCAGCUCUAGGCUCAAAGCUGCUCCACAGGCACCAUGCGGAGUGCCCUGCUGUUGGCAGCCAUCCUGGCCCUCAGCCUGGCUCAGGGGGCUGUCUGUGAGGAGUCACAGGAGCAGAUGGUACCUCGUGGGGGCCGCAAGGAGCAGCCCAGGGACGUGUGGACUCUGGACAGAGUGGCACCUCUGAGAUUCAAGAAAGUCCCGGAUAUCAACCAGUUGCUCAAGACACUCUCCGGCAGCGGCUCGGUCUCUGUGGAUGAAUUACUCAAAACUCUGGGCAAGGCUAGCCAGGAUCCUAAGAAAUUGUCACUCUUCCAGAAACGUGACAUGCAUGACUUCUUUGUGGGACUUAUGGGCAAGAGGAACAUCCAGCCAGACUCUCCUAUCGAUGUGAACCAAGAGAAUGUCCCCAGCUUUGGCAGCCUCAAGUAUCCUACCAAUGUGGAAUGAGCAGUUCACUUCUGGACGCCUGGGCUGCAUCAUGAAGACACCCUGUUGCCCUCUCUGAAUCCCCAGGUGCAUGCACUCCUACUUUCCUUUCUCUUCCCAGCCUUGUAACACUCUCGUGCUUUGACUCCUUCCCCAUCCCUCAACCCCAUAGUGAUGUAGAAACUGUUCAGUGGGCAUCGCCUGUCCCAGCUGGCAUUGACUGUGGAUUCCCCUGGUCUC